CUCUGGGAGGCCAAGAGGUUCCCGUUGGUGGCUGGGGCCCACUGGGCCAUUUUGGUUCAAUUAAAAACAUCAAAGGAGACUCUGGAGGCAAGGGCAAUCAUGAAAAAUGUGUAUACGGAGUUGGGAAACCGUGCUCAAACCCAAGGAGAAAGUGCAGAAAGGAAAUCAAAAAGAGAAGCAGAAAGAAAGGGAAACGUUCAGAAAUCGAAAAUGCGUAUGUCCCCUACUUAAGCUACACGCACAAGAGAAGAUGUUCAGAGAACCUAGAGCCACAGGUCCCAGACGUGCCCACCCCAGCCAGGCCAACAGCACCUGCAGGAUCCCCGAUGGCCCUGCCCUGCUCCUUCUUGGUGGCCCUGGUGGUGCUCAGCUGCCACUCCCUCGGCUCUCUGGGAUGUGACCUGCCUCAGGACCAUGGCCUGCUGCACUGGAGGGCCUUGAUGCUUCUGCAACAAAUGAGGAGACUGUCUGCUAGCUCCUGUGACAACUACACAAAUGACUUUGGCUUCCCCCAGGAGGUGUUCGACAGCAAGCAGCUGCAGAAGGCUCAAGCCCUCUCUGUCAUCCAUGUGACGAACCAGAAGACCUUCCACCUCUUCUGCACAGAGGCCUCACCUGCUCCCUGGAACACGACCCUCCUGGAGGAAUUGUGCUCGGGAAUUUCUGAGCAGCAGGGCCACCUGGAAGCCUGUCCCCUGCAGGAGGCGGGGGUGGGAGAGCUGCCCCUGGUGAAUGGGGACUCCAUCCUGAGGAACUACUUCCAGAGAAUCUCCCUCUAUCUGCAAGAGAAGCAAUACAGCCCUUGUGCCUGGGAGAUGGUCCGAGCAGAGAUCAUGAAACCCUUGUAUGCAUCAACAGCCUUGCGAAAGAGACUAAGGAGCGGCAAGUGAGACCCGUUUCAACAUGGAAAUGA
This is a messenger RNA of Mustela erminea (ermine), 913 nucleotides long. Its product is annotated as interferon alpha-1/2-like. The transcript has 2 exons. Gene Ontology annotation, biological process: natural killer cell activation involved in immune response; B cell proliferation; response to exogenous dsRNA. The coding region runs from base 327 to 890 and encodes 187 amino acids. Gene Ontology annotation, molecular function: type I interferon receptor binding; cytokine activity. Gene Ontology annotation, cellular component: extracellular region. NCBI's taxonomy places the organism in Eukaryota, Metazoa, Chordata, Mammalia, Carnivora, Mustelidae. The record is from RefSeq and is a predicted model, not a curated record.